AUUCCGAUAUUAUUGCAUAUAUAUUUAUAUUGUGUAUAUAUACAUAUAUAUUGGGUAUUAACUUUUCAAGGUGUAACAGAUAGCGACUAUUUUUAGGAAUACUCAAAUGAGAAUCAAGUCAACAAUGGAUAGCUUUAUGAAGCCUAGCUCUUCCUUUGAUGCGAACAAGGUCAAGGCCAAUCUCCGCAUGGCCAUUACGCGUAUUAAUAUUCAAAAAAAUAAGCUUGUCAACAGCAUCAAAGUGCAACGGCGCGGGAUCGCAGAAUUGCUGGCUAUUGAUAAAUAUGAUAGUGCUCGCAUCAAUGUCGAGGCUUGCAUUCGCGAUGAUCUUAGUAUUGAAGGGAUGGAAGUGCUUUCCCUCUUUCUGAAUCUUCUUUCCCACCGCGUGCAGCUUAUUGCAGAAUGUAAGACUGGAAAGAGUGGGGAUAGCAAAAGCAGCCAUCCCCUAGCCUUCCCACUGGAGCUCAAAGAAGCCAUUUCUUCUGUUGUGUGGGCUUCUGCACGAUUAGCUGACAGGGUGCCGGAGUUAAACGCGGUACGCAAAGCAUUCGAGUCCAAGUUCGGCAAGGGGCUUAUUGAAAUCAGCGUUAACAAUACGGAGUUCUCGGUCAACCCAAAAUUGAUGGAGCGCCUUGGCACCGUGAUGCCUUCCAAUGAAAGCUGUAUCACCUAUUUAUCCAACAUCGCGAAGGAGUUCGCGUUGGAGAACUUUGACGAGGAGCGGUUGCGGGACCCUAAGGCGCUGGUCGCGGCGGCGGCCGUGGUCAGCUCCGUCGACCACGUUGCGGAUUUGCGUUGUGAGGAGAACAAAUCUCUCCUGGGGGGUUUCAUGACGGCAUCCGGGGGGUAUGUUCCCCCACUGAAAGAACCCUAUGACGCUCUAGAUCGACGUGUGCUGCGGCUUAAACGAAGCUAAAGGGCUUAUGCGCACUGUGCAAGCGAUCUGGAGGCAUUAGGAAAAGAAAAAAGUAUUGCUUAAUUUAGUAGGGAGUGACGAGUGCACAAGCGUAUGAUGCUUUAUUUGGGAUAAAUACUGCUUCCCCCCUUCCCUCCCCUUCCUCUCCUUUUGUGAUAAUAUGCCAGAGGCACAAAACAAGAUUGCAGAUUACAUUAAGAGAACCAAAAAACAGACUUGAAAGAUUACUGCGAUUGUCCUUUUUCAAUUCUUCGCCACGCGAAAGAACUUCAAACGUGGCAUUUAUUCUGACA
Phytomonas sp. EM1 is the source of this 1209-nucleotide messenger RNA. NCBI's taxonomy places the organism in Eukaryota, Euglenozoa, Kinetoplastea, Trypanosomatida, Trypanosomatidae. The record is from the annotation of a GenBank genome assembly.